UCUAAACAAAUAAAAAAGUGGGGUUAACAAUCAGAAAUCAAGAAACGACGUGUGCAGUAUAGAGGAGCGAAACAUCCAAGAAAAAGAAAGAUGACACGACAGUUAGGUAGCUUGGCAACUGCAUCAAUAAGUCAUGUAAUUCAAAUCAUGAAUUAGUUCGUUUUUAUGUUUUAUGUACACCAACCUCAAAUAUCAUCAAAACAAGAUAUAUGUGCAUAUAUCCUAAUAAAUGAAAAUUUUAUAUGCACAAAAUAUAAAACACAUGAAUCAAAAUCGCUAGAAAGAGAAUUUCCGAAAAAAAACCAAGGAACAAAAUCACCAGUAAAACAAAGCUUCAGAUAAAAAGGCCAGCUUUGUUUCGUCUACUGUUUAUGCGGCCUCUCAGUCAACUCUAUGAUCAUCGUCCCUCCCUUUCUCUCCAGACCUACCUUUGAACAUCACCAACACGACGUCGUUGAAGCAACUGAACAACCAGCAGCACUUCUUCUCCAACCUCCUCCACCAUCGGUCUUCCUCAUCACGCGCCUCCGCCAUCGGCUGCAGGUAGGCCCAUGCUGCGUGCUGCACUAGAGGAUCCUUGAUCGGAAUCUCCCUCCAGCUACUGCUGGUCGGAGACGCCGUAGACGGUGGGGACGCAGGCAGCAGGUCCUUCAAGCUGGUGUAGCUCAUGCUCUGGAAAGCAAUCAUCUCUAUAUCGUGGGAGUAGUGAUUAAUGGCGUUAGAGAAGGGUGAGGUUUGAGGGCUUAAUGGGAAAUCAAUCAAAUUAUGGUGAUUAAUAAGAGGGUUUUCCAUAAUAGAAGAGGAGUUGGAUUAGGAUUGAGGAAACCUAAUGAGGAUUAAUAUUUGAUGAGUGAGUUCUAACAGAGUUCUACUAUCGCGGAGCAGAGAAUUUCGGUGUACGUUGGAGAGAGAGGGGAUUGUUGGUUGCGAGUAGUGAUUUAGGUGAGUGAGAGUGAAGGAGGGGGUAGGGUCCACGCGCAGUGGAGAAAAGGGUAACGUGAGGACACGUGUUGAGGAAGUGCCCAUAUGGACAAAGAAACAAAGGGGUUCAUCAACUAAGCUAACAACAAUCAAGAUGCGGGAAGCCAGUGAUGCUGAGUAUGUAGGUUUGGAGGAUGGAGUCUCUCCCAAAUCGGAAACUUUUAGUAAGGUUUCAAUUGUACCUCUUGUUUUUCUGAUUUUUUAUGAGGUAUCUGGGGGGCCAUUUGGUGUUGAAGAUAGUGUCCAGGCAGCUGGUCCUUUUUUGGCAUUGCUUGGUUUUGUGCUGUUUCCGUUUAUAUGGAGUGUGCCUGAAGCCUUAGUAACAGCUGAAUUGGGUACCAUGUUCCCUGAGAAUGGUGGAUAUGUGGUUUGGGUUUCAUCAGCUUUGGGUCCUUUUUGGGGAUUUCAGCAAGGUUGGAUGAAGUGGCUUAGCGGAGUCAUUGAUAAUGCACUUUAUCCUGUUUUGUUUUUGGACUAUGUAAAAUCAGCUGUGCCAAUUCUGGAAUAUGGUUUACCCCGGACGGUUGCAAUUCUGGUGCUGACUGCUGCACUGACCUACAUGAACUACAGGGGUUUAACCAUUGUUGGAUGGGCUGCUAUACUGUUAGGAGUAUUUUCUCUGCUUCCUUUCUUGUGUAUGGGAGUUAUAGCAAUUCCUAAAUUAAAGCCUUCAAGAUGGUUUGAGCUUGAUUUGAAGAAUGUGAACUGGGCAUUAUACUUAAAUACCCUAUUCUGGAAUUUGAACUAUUGGGAUUCAAUUAGUACUCUAGCUGGAGAGGUAGAAAAUCCUGGUCGAACACUCCCCAAGGCUCUAUUUUAUGCCCUUAUAUUGGUUGUACUAGGAUACUUUUUCCCUCUCUCGAUUGGCACUGGGGCUGUUCCACUAAAUCGUGAUGAGUGGAGAGAUGGAUAUUUCUCGGAUGUUGGAAAAAUUGUUGGAGGGGUCUGGUUGAGAUUUUGGAUCCAAGUUGCUUCUGCUGUAUCAAAUAUGGGGAUGUUUGUGGCUGAGAUGAGCAGCGACUCUUUUCAACUUCUUGGGAUGGCAGAACGUGGGAUGCUUCCUGAGUGCUUCGCAAGGAGGUCUCGCCAUGGAACGCCUUUUGUUGGAAUUUUGUUCUCUGCUUCAGGUGUAGUACUGCUUUCGUGGCUUAGCUUUCAAGAAAUUGUUGCUGCGGAGAACUUUUUGUACUGUUUUGGAAUGAUCAUGGAAUUUAUAGCUUUUGUCAAGCUAAGGAUUGAUCAUCCAGCAGCAUCUCGACCAUAUAAAGUUCCUGUGGGUACCACUGGAGCAAUUCUAAUGUGUAUUGCUCCAACUUUACUAAUAUUGGUUGUUCUGGCCCUAGCUUCUUUCAAAGUCAUGGGUCUUAGCCUGUUUGCUGUCCUAAUAGGGCUUAUCCUACAACCUUGCUUAAAGUACACUGAGAAAAAACGGUGGCUCAGAUUUUCUGUGAGCUCUGACCUUCCGGAUUUCCUCUCUACUGCUCAGGACUAUAGAGCCAUAUACUGAACGUGUGGAUGAUGAAGCUAAUUCUCUCUAUUAUAAGUUGAUUCUCUUUUGCUGCCGUGUUGUGAUUAUUUGUCUCGACAAUGUCUUAACUAUUACUCUAUAAUUAUUGGAAAUGCCGGGUUUCUUGGAUUGGGACAUAUGGCAGGUGAGUUCCAGAAUGCUGGAAGAAGGGAAUGUAAACAUUUGAGUUGGAAAUUUUGUCGUACUGGGACCACAACUCCUGCUGUUUGCCUUACUGAUGAAGAUUUCCAAUUAAACUAGAAGGCAAGCUGCAUUUUACGGAAAAUGCGCAUAAGUUAUCAGCAAUAGAGAAUUUCCUCACAGGUUUUAUAACUCAGAAGGGCGUCUCAUGCGAUUGUAAUGUAGAUGCAUGCUGCACAAGGGAGGGAUUCAUCUUGCUUCAACUCUGUCAUUAUGCAUGAUUCUUUUGUUUAUCAGUGUAAUGUUGUCUUGCUUCGAUUCUGUCAUUAUGCAUAGGAUAUUUCAUUUGUCAGUGUAAUUUCUAGGAUUCUUCAGCAGUGAUCUGUGUUUGCUUUUGUUUUGAGCAAAAUCCCCUGAAUGAUGGCGUGGUUAUUGUUGA
This is a messenger RNA of Sesamum indicum (sesame), 3068 nucleotides long. Its product is annotated as putative polyamine transporter At1g31830. The record is from RefSeq and is a predicted model, not a curated record. Gene Ontology annotation, molecular function: transmembrane transporter activity. Gene Ontology annotation, biological process: transmembrane transport. Gene Ontology annotation, cellular component: membrane. NCBI's taxonomy places the organism in Eukaryota, Viridiplantae, Streptophyta, Magnoliopsida, Lamiales, Pedaliaceae.